AUUUCUAUAGCCCGGCCUACCAAACAUUAUAAUCCGAUUAGUCGUUUUGAUGCAACACACAACAAACUGUCUUAUUUACAAUCCUUUCCUUUGAACAACUCUUUCACAAUCCUGGAAAGCUUAGUUCAACAUAUCCUCUUUUUCUUUUUCAGUAUUUAGAUUCUUCUUCUUCUUCUUUCUCUUGUCAGAGUUUUCUUGAUCAAUUCUCUUUAUUCCAUUUCCAUAGCCUCAGCAAAUUGAGAAAAUUAGAAAGUAUGGUUGAGGAAGCGACGGGCAGCAUCUCUAUCAGAAGAGGACUCAAAGGCAAUGAGUUGUUGCCUUUCACGGUACAGUUCCUCAGAGGCCGAUGGUUUGCACUUUUUGCCUCCUUUCUAAUUAUGGCUGGAGCUGGUGCAACAUAUUUAUUUGGAACCUACUCCAAGGAGAUCAAAGCCACUCUUGGUUAUGAUCAGACAACACUCAAUCUCUUAGGCUUCUCCAAGGAUCUUGGUGCUAAUGUUGGGGUUCUUUCCGGCCUUAUUGCUGAGGUAACACCGACUUGGUUUGUGCUCCUACUUGGGGCUGCACUCAACUUUGGAGGCUAUUUCAUGAUAUGGUUAGCUGUGACAGGAAAAAUAGCCAAGCCCAAGGUUUGGCAAAUGUGCAUUUACAUCUGUAUAGGAGCCAAUUCUCAGAAUUUUGCAAAUACAGGAGCUUUGGUCACCAGUGUAAAGAACUUCCCUGAAAGCAGGGGUAAUAUGUUAGGUCUCUUGAAGGGCUAUACAGGGCUAAGCGGAGCUGUCAUGACACAAAUUUACUUGGCUGUAUAUGGAAAUGAUUCAAAAUCGCUCAUCCUUCUUAUUGGAUGGCUACCGGCUGCAAUUUCGAUAAUAUUUGUAUACACAAUUCGGACAAUGAGGCCCGUUAGGCACCCGAACGAGAAGCGGGUCUUUUACCACUUCCUCUUCGCCUCAAUUGCGCUAGCAGUUUUUCUCAUGGCAAUAACAUUAGCUGAGAAACUGGUUACUUUCUCAAGAGCCGAAUACGCUGGCGCUACCACAGUGGUUUGUUUCCUUGUCUUUGCCCCUCUCUUUAUUUCCAUCAGAGAAGAAUUAGUCGUUUGGAACAUUAAGAAACAGCCAAUAAAUCCUCCAACCGAGAUAACGGUAGAGAAGCCUCAACCAGAAAUAGUUCAAUCAAAACAAGAGGCGUCGGAGCCUGGUUCUUCAAAACAGGCUGAUGAAAAGGAAGAAAAGUCUUGUUUCCUUACCAUUUUUGAUAGGCCUGACAGAGGAGAUGACUACACAAUUUUGCAAGCACUGACAAGCAUUGACAUGUUGAUUCUGUUUCUUGCAACAUUUUGUGGACUUGGAUCAAGCUUAACAGCUGUAGACAACUUGGGGCAGAUUGGUGAAUCGCUUGGAUAUCCUAAUAGAACAGUAACUUCUUUUGUGUCGCUUGUUAGCAUCUGGAAUUACUUUGGGAGGGUCUUUUCUGGGUUUGUCUCCGAAAGCCUGAUUGUAAGGUACAAGCUUCCCCGACCACUUAUGAUGACUAUGGUCCUUCUACUUGCAUGCAUUGGCUACCUCCUGGUUGCCUUUCCAGCCCCAGGUUCAAUCUAUAUAGCAUCAAUCAUAAUUGGAUUCUCAUUUGGUGCACAACUACCCUUGCUUUUCGCCAUAAUUUCUGAGCUUUUUGGCCUGAAGUACUACUCUACAUUGUUCAAUUGUGGACAAUUGGCUAGUCCUCUUGGGUCAUACAUAUUCAAUGUGAAGCUUACUGGGUUUCUAUACGAUAGAGAGGCAUUGAAGGAUCUUGCAGAGAAAGGUCUAACGCGGUCCUCAGUGAAAGAAUUGACUUGCAUUGGCACUCAUUGUUACAGGCUACCGUUUAUAGUUUUGGCUUCUGUUACAUUCUUUGGAGCCUUGAGUUCUCUAAUUUUGGUGGUGAGAACCCGGAAGUUCUACAAAAGCGAUAUAUACAAGAAGUUCAGGGAAAAUGCUGAGACCUUAUGAGAUAGAAACGGUGAUUUGGCCUUGGCCUCUGAUAAAGAGCGGCGGUGAUAUUGAACUUGGUUCAAAAUUGAGACGGCACCGAUUACAAAGUUGCUAAGUGGGUUUGUUCCAGAUUUUCUUUUCCUUUGUUUUCCCAUCACCUGACCCAGAUCUCUUGCUGUCAUCUGUUUACCAUUUCUUUUAUGUAUAAUUACUACCUCAUAAUCUAAAGUUGCUUUUAGAACCUUCAAAUUUGUCUUUGAGUAUUCAAAAAGCAAAGGAAAGUGCUCAGUGGGCAGUGCGCUUAAGAAUUGUGAUGGAUUAUAACUUCUGGCUUUUAUAGUUCAU
Molecule: messenger RNA, 2321 nt
Organism: Durio zibethinus
Lineage: Eukaryota; Viridiplantae; Streptophyta; Magnoliopsida; Malvales; Malvaceae
Product: protein NUCLEAR FUSION DEFECTIVE 4-like
Cellular component (GO): membrane
Source: RefSeq, a predicted model, not a curated record